AUUGUAAUCCUAAAUAGGGGUGGGCAUUCAGUCGGUUCGGUUUCGACCGAACCGAAAUUAUGAAUUCCGGGUCCCCGAAUUCUCCUAAAUCUCAAACCGAAUUCGAACCGAAUUAUAAUUCGGUUCGGUCGGUUUAAACCGAAUUAUAGUUAGGUUUGGUUUUUCACACAAAACCGAAUUUGUGAAGCUACUUGUAUUUUCUCACUUUUAAAUUAUUUUCACCCCUAAUAUAAACAAUAAAUAUCAAUUAUAUGCAUCAUCAAUGAUAAAACCAAACUUUUCAACACAUAAGUCAUAAAACAUUUCAAAUAUUUAAGUCUAAAAACAACUACAAACAUAAAAAUCCACCAUUUGGAGCUUGCAAUUAUAGUAUUUCGGUUUUUCGGUCGGAAAUUCGAAAAUUCGGUUCGGUUGAAAGAACCCUGAUUUCCGAACUAUCCAUAUUUUCCUUACGAAUUCUGAACCGAAUAACAUUAAUUCGGUUUUGAUUCGGUUUAAUUCGGUUUCGAUUCAGUUCGGUUCGGGUUUACCGAACCUUUUGCCCACCCCUAAUCCUAAACCCUAACCCUAAAUCCCUAAAUCCUAAGUCCUUCGAAUUAAAGUAAAUUUUGAAUGAAUUUUUUUUCAAAUUCAUGUGCUUCUUGUUCGUAAUAUCAUAAGCAACAAUUGAUACCGUUUUGACAUGAAUCGCAUGCUCAGAAUGGCAAUUAUGAGGCGGGUGCACUGAGACUGAUUGCACCCGAAAAAGUGGGUGCACAGAAUACACCACCAUAUAUAUAUUGUCAUUAGAUACCUUCAUUAGAGAGAGUGAACAAAGAUCAACAGUGUACGAGUACAAAUAACCUACUGGCAGGACCAAGGUUGUCAACCCGCGGGUUGGCCCGGACCCAGCCUUAAAAACGGGUUAAAAUAGCCCAUUUGAGAGUUAGUUCGGAAAUGGUCAAACCCGGGAAAGCCAGGUCAGACUCGGGAAAACCCGGGCGGUUGGCCCGUCCGAGCAGGUCAGUGGGCUGCUCGUUCUAAAGUGUCGUUGAAUUUUUACUAUGUUGAAUUUAAGUCGAUGUUAUUUAAGUGUGUUGUUGUUUAAGUACGAUUGAUUUUUAUGUUGGAUUCAAAAAUAAGUACAAUAUAAUGACUUUUUCAUAUUUUUAGAGUAAACCGGAUUAAAACGAGUGACCCAUUAACCCUUGACUCACUAUCUCAACCGGGUCCGGAUCGACCCGCGGGUUGAGAGCCUUGCACAAAUUCAGAACCUUGCGAACAAACAUUCAAAGGAGCAAUGGCCCAUGACCAAGAGGCCCAAACCUCAAACUGUGGGAUCCAAUGAACGGGCCACACGAAUCACUUAAUAGCAAUUGACCCUUCCAACGCUUACCACCAGACCAGUCCAGCCCAGCGAAUUCUACGCUCCCAGUCGCCUCGACUUGUCCAUUCUAAGUUCUAACCCCAACCGAUUAGCUUCUGAAUUCUCUUUUUUCCACGCAAACCUCUGUCUACGUCAUAGAGACACCUGAGGCCUGAGGGUAGGUAACUUCUCUGCAAUCUCCCACAGAAAAUUCUGCCUCUGACUCUUUCACUCCCCCAACAAUGUUGCCGACGAUCUCAGUCCCUCCCUAUAUAUAUUUCUAAAUCCAGCCCCUCCCCUCCAUCAAACAUUCCAUUUCCUAUAUCCAAUUCCUCCGCUUCCUGCAUUAUCAAUCAAUUGCAAGCUAACUUCAGCGACCUCUGUUUCCCGCUAUGGACGCCACAACGUUGGCGAUUCGAAGACAAACCACCGCCCAAUUGCCGCCCUCCCCACUCCAGCCCAGGACAAGAAUCAGGGCAUGGAAAUUGAACCUCCGCGCCACCUGGCGCUCCCUCAAAACCACAUUCUCCCGCAACCUUCUCAAACGGCUCCACCACAACCGCACAACAUCAUCAUCAUCCGCCAAAAAACAGAGUCGAAUCACCCCCGCCAAAAGACAGAGCAACGCCGGUGGCGGAGGCGACAUCCGCCCCCACAAACCACUCGCCCAUCUCCUCCAAGCUCCCUACACGGCCUCCGAUUUCAUCGACUGGGGCGACCGCAUGACCCCCACGUUCUCCCCCAAGCGCGACAUCUCCGCGCGGUGGCGCGACCUCCACGGCGCCGGCGACUGGGCCGGCCUCCUCGACCCAAUCGACCCGGCCCUCCGCGCCGAGAUCAUCAAGUACGGCGAAUUCGCCUCCGCCACCUACGACGCCUUCGACUUCGACCCGCUCUCCGAGUUCUGCGGUAGCUGCAGGUACAACCGCCACAAGAUGCUCCACGAGCUCGGCCUCGCCGCCAAGCACGGCUACACCACCGCCACCCGCUACAUCUACGCAAUGUCCCACGUCGACGUCCCCAAUUGGCUCGCCCGCACCUCCACAACCUGGAGCAGAGACUCCAACUGGAUGGGGUACGUCGCCGUCAGCGACGACGCGGAAUCGAAGCGAAUCGGCCGGCGCGACAUCGUAGUGGUCUGGCGGGGGACGGUGGCGCCGUCCGAGUGGUUCAGCGACCUCAAGGCCAGGCUGGUCCGGGUCAACGACGCCGUCAGAGUCGUCAAGGUACAAGAAGGGUUCCUCUCUGUUUACAAAUCGAAAGCAGAGCACACUCGGUACAACAAAUCCAGCGCUUCAGAACAGGUAAUUGAAGAGCUAAUCAAGCUGGUGAGAACUUACAGAGAAAAGGGUGAGGAAGAAAUCAGCAUCACGAUAACAGGACACAGCUUGGGAGGCGCGUUGUCUCUGUUAACAGCUUACGAAGCUGCGUGUUUAAUUCCUGACGUUUACAUCAGCGCAAUCACAUUCGGCGCGCCCAGAGUUGGGAAUUUGGCAUUCAGGGAGAAGAUGAAGGAAUUGGGGGUGAAAGUUCUGAGAAUCGAAGUGGAAGAAGAUAUCGUACCGAAUCUGCCUGGAAUUGUGAUGAACACGGUGCUGAGGAAGCUGUCGAUUACGAGGAGGUGGAAUUGGAUUUACAGGCACGUCGGGAGGAAGUUGGAGCUGCACGUUUCGAGCUCGCCGUACUUGAAGAAGGAGUUUGAGAUAGCUGGGAGCCAUAACUUGGAGGUGUAUCUUCACCUGGUGGAUGGAUAUGUGAGUAAAGGGGCCAAGUUUAGGUGGAAUGCGAGGAGGGAUUUGGCGCUGGUGAAUAAGAGUACUGAUAUGUUGAUACCGGAGCUCAAGAUUCCUGAGUUUUGGUAUCAUUUGCCUUAUAAGGGAUUGGUGCUGAACAAGUAUGGAAGAUGGGUGAAGCCAGGGAGAAAGCUUGAAGACAUUCCUUCUCCAUUUUCCUCUGAGUUAUCGAGUCACGAGCCUAUACUCGAACUCGUGGAAUCUUAAUGGAGACAUAACAUAAAGGAUUUUUCUCAAAUGUUGUGGGGAGAGUUAAUUGUAGUCUAGAUCACAAAAUAAGGGGUAGUUUGUUUAGUGUAUUUUGCAAAUGUAGUAUUUGCUAAGGAUUUUUUUUUUAUAAAAGAUAAUCAUAUAUUUGUUAAGGGUAGAUAUUUGACAAUUUAAACAUUUUUAAAUUAGGUUGUUUGCUGAAAAAAAAAUUUAGAUGAGUUCGUUUGUAUAAUGUAUUGUUUUGCCAUUAUAUGUAAUAUGUUUUAUUUUCUAGUUUUUUAUUUUAAUAAAGUUAACCAUAAAAAUAAAAUUUAUUUUGAAAACGACAUGUAAUAUAUCAUUUUUCAACCCAAACAUAACCUAUAUUUGAAACCGGUCUUCAAAAUAGCUAGUAACGAUUAUUUUAUUAGAAAUAAUUGAAAAGUAUUAAUGGAAAAUAAUUGGAGAGAAUUAUUUUGAGUAAUUGGAAAGUACUGAGUUUAUGAAGACAAAAUAGAGAAAGGUUAAUAUUGGGUAUAUUUAAAAGGAUAGACGAAAGAUUGAAAAGUGGUAACCGAAAAUGAGUCAUUUGCAAAAUAAUAGGGACAAUCAUUUUAAUGAAUGAAUUGAAUAAUUAAAUAAUAAUUUUAUGUUAUAAAC
This is a messenger RNA of Linum trigynum, 3987 nucleotides long. The record is from the annotation of a GenBank genome assembly. NCBI's taxonomy places the organism in Eukaryota, Viridiplantae, Streptophyta, Magnoliopsida, Malpighiales, Linaceae.